This is a messenger RNA of Salvelinus sp. IW2-2015, 3338 nucleotides long. RefSeq names its product splicing factor 1. Gene Ontology annotation, molecular function: zinc ion binding; mRNA binding. Gene Ontology annotation, biological process: regulation of mRNA splicing, via spliceosome. The record is from RefSeq and is a predicted model, not a curated record. Gene Ontology annotation, cellular component: nucleus. Lineage: Eukaryota; Metazoa; Chordata; Actinopteri; Salmoniformes; Salmonidae.
UCGGUAUCCCCAUUUGCGAUAUUUCGCUGUGCGCCAUUUUAUGUUCCCCAGCUCGAGUGGAAAAGGUUGUGGAUGUCGUUCAAUGUAAUAUUUGUUCAUCUAUUUACAAACUUUGGUAACCUACUUUAAUUUGAUACAACAGAGCACCUUUGGAAAUGGCUACGGGAGCGAAUGCAACCCCUCUAGGGAAGCUGCACCCGAGUAUCGGCGCUAAACGAGGCUUUGAUGCUGGGCCUGGUGCGGGGUUAAUGCCUCCACCCGGGCCUCCUGUGGCCUUUCCUUCGCUACCGAAUUUUCAGCCACCAAUUCCAAACGUGUCUUUCCCGCAAGUUCACCCGGUGUUUACUGCGGUGGCUGCUUUUCCCACCCCACCACAACCACCCCAAGGUGCCGGAAUGCAGUCUCAGUCAGACUUCGGUCAGAAAAAAGCCAGGAAAAGGAGCCGCUGGAAUAGUGAAACACCCGACCAGAAGACAGUCAUUCCUGGUAUGCCCACCGUCAUCCCGCCUGGACUGACUCGGGAUCAGGAGAAGGCCUAUAUAGUCCAACUGCAGAUUGAAGACCUGACUCGUAAACUGCGUACAGGAGACCUGGGAAUCCCUGUUAACCCUGAGGACAGAUCCCCGUCUCCAGAGCCCAUCUAUAACAGCGAGGGCAAGAGGCUGAACACCAGGGAGUACCGCACACGCAAGAAGAUCGAGGAGGAGCGUCACUCCCUCAUCACCGAUAUGGUGGCACUCAACCCUGAGUUCAAGCCCCCCGCUGACUACAAGCCCCCAGCCACCAGAGUCAACGACAAGGUGAUGAUUCCACAGGACGAGUACCCAGAGAUCAACUUUGUUGGCCUGCUGAUUGGGCCACGUGGCAACACCCUGAAGAACAUAGAGAAGGAGUGCUGUGCCAAGAUCAUGAUCCGUGGUAAGGGCUCGGUAAAGGAGGGCAAGGUGGGCCGUAAGGAUGGCCAAAUGCUGCCAGGGGAGGACGAGCCGCUGCACGCCCUGGUCACCGCCAACACCAUGGAGAACGUCAAGAAGGCGGUGGAACAGAUCCGCACAAUCCUCAAGCAGGGCAUCGAGACCCCUGAGGACCAGAACGACUUGAGGAAGAUGCAGCUGAGAGAGCUGGCCAGACUCAACGGAACCCUGAGAGAGGACGACAACAGGAUCCUACGUCCGUGGCAGAGCACUGAACCCCGCAGCGUCACCAACACGACCCUUUGUACUAAGUGUGGCGGUGCAGGCCACAUCUCCUCAGACUGCAAGUUCACCAGCUCCUUUGCUGCGCCCAGGGCCGGUGAGCCCCCCCAGUCUGCCCAGGACAAAGCCCGUAUGGACAAGGAAUACCUGUCCCUCAUGGCGGAGCUGGGCGAGGCCCCUGUACCCUCCUCUGGUGGGGGACACUCCAUCAACCAGAACAGCGGCCACAACAGAGGCAGCAACAACCAGCCUCCACCGAGCCGUCCUCCCUGGAUGAACUCCGGCCAGUCUGAGAACAGGAACUUCCACAGCAUGCACGGAGGCCACGGUGGUCAUGGCAACCAACACGGUGGUCAUGGCAACCACGGGGGUCAUGGAGGUCACGGAGGCCACCACAACUUCCCACCCCCCAUGUCCAACAUGGGAGGGCACCCCAUGCCCCCCAACAAUGGCAUGCCACCCCCGUGGAUGCAGCCCCCACCGCCCCCCAUGGGCCAGGGACAUGGACACCAUAUGGGUCUGUUGCCUCCACCCAUGAUGCCACCACCACCUCCACCCCCGAACAACCAGCCUCCCCCUCCACCCUCGGGUCCCCUGCCUCCAUGGCAACAGCAGGCCCCUCCACCCCCUCCCACCAGCAGCAUGGCCACUAGUGCACCACUGCCAUGGCAACAGAAUACCACCACAACGUCCAGUCCUGGCACUGGCAACCUGCCCCCCUGGCAGCAGCCCCAACAGUCCGCUGCCUCGGCUGCCCAGCCCCCUCCCCCCAUGGGCAACCCCCCCACGGUCCCCCCCCCCCCCCGCGGCCCCCCCCCCCUCCCCCCCGCUGCCCCACCCCCCCCCCCCCCCCCCCCCCCCGCCCCAGCCGGCAUGAUGUAUGCCCCUCCACCUCCCCCUCCGCCCAUGGAUCCCUCCAACUUUGUCACCAUGAUGGGGAUGGGGGUGCCAGGCAUGCCCCCCUUCGGUAUGCCCCCUGCGCCGCCACCUCCACCCCCCCAAAAUUAAACACCCGCUGAACCUUCUUAAACACAGUCCUGCUUAGCAUGCAGAGAAACUCCUCAAACAAGAGGGAGGUGGUGUGGUUGAAUUUGUACAUUUGCUUAACUUAAUGUUUCUGUUAAAGUUAGUGUUUUUGAUCACUCGGUAUAAGUUCUCUGUCCAUUUUUUGUUUUGUUUUUGGGAAUCUUUUUUUAAUAUAUUUUUUUAGAGUUUACUCCCUCCAUGAUUGGUUUAUGACUCACUUUGCAUACCAAAUAACCCACCUCAGACAUGUAUAUGCUUUGGUUUGCCGACUGGACUAUGAAUGUCCUAUUCUCAUUCRUCUUAGUUCUACCUAAAAGUAUAACUAGUGUGUUUUUCUGAGUUAUUACGGGCUUAUAAGCUGUUUGAUGGAUAUUUACCUUGGAUACAUUGGUUAUGGGGUGAUCUAUUAAAGUUGAGCUCAAGCUUAGUCAUCAUUUUGUCGUCAUCUACAGGACAUUUUACUGUUCAGAUUAUCCAGCCAAUUUUGUAGGCAUGGUAGUCCAAUGGCUUCGGCCUUCAUUCAUCGUCAUGUUCCAUUCACUUGCUAUUGGUUUCACUGAGCUGAAUAUUUUUCUGCUGUUUUUCUAAUUGAACCCGAUGUGAAGUGUAAUUGCUAAAAUUUCUUGGACGUCGCAUCUCCCUCUUGAUUAUUUUGUCUGAAAAACGGGUUUUUGUAGUACUGUUUAUUAUUUUUAUUAUUAUAUWUWUUUUUUAAGAGAACAAGCUGUGCAUUUCAGCAGUUUCUGGUGAGCAUUUUCCAUUUAGGUCCAUGUGGAUGUAGCAGGGAAUAGGAUUUUGCAUCCUGCAGCUGAUUGGCUUAAGAGAUGCUCUGCGCUAKUUAAAUUCUAAGGAAGUCUGACUGGAUGCUUACUUGUUCUGUUAACAACCUUUCCCCUCCAUGCUUGUAUUGCUCCAGCAAAAUCACAACAACGCUAUUUCAGUUCCCUUUAGUAACUUGAGUUAAUGAGGAAAAAAAUGUACUAUGUUAGAUGACAUUAUACAAUUGUAAUUUUUACUCUAUUUUUGGAAAUGGUUUGUCAGCCUUGUGUUGGGUCUAGCCUGAAUUAAUAGUCCUUGCAAUGUUGCUUGAUUGUUAUUAAACUCAUCUUUAACUAA